Molecule: messenger RNA, 995 nt
Organism: Eriocheir sinensis (Chinese mitten crab)
Lineage: Eukaryota; Metazoa; Arthropoda; Malacostraca; Decapoda; Varunidae
Exons: 3
Coding region: 154-450 (98 amino acids)
Molecular function (GO): hormone activity
Source: RefSeq, a predicted model, not a curated record
AGCUGAGGGAAGGGCAAGGCCGACGCCCACGGCCAAUGACGUGCGGCGCUCCGGGGCGGAGGCGCAAUCAGCGGAGAGGAAGGCUGCCUAUAUAAGGGGCGGCGGGGGGCGAGAAGGCCAUAGUGAACCCAUCCCUGCAAGAGAACAGACAUCAUGGCAAACUGGCUGGCUGUCACCCUGGUCGUCUCCUGCCUGCUGGUGGGCAGCGUGACCCCUCAGAUCACCUUCUCCAGGUCAUGGGUGCCGCAGGGCAAGAGGUCGUCAGACCCCGCCGAGCCCGCUGACCCCUGCAGGGACGCCAAGAUGGCCACCCUGACCACCCUGGCCGGCCAGCUUGUGGACCUGAUCAACGAGGUGGGCGAAGCCGACCACACCGCUCUGCCUGAGGACGCCACCGCGGCCCUCAGACUGAGACACACCCUUCUGCAGAGACGCCGCCGCAUGGCCUGAACACGAACUCAGGACGCCGCCAAACCUCACCGAGAAGCUCGAGGGUUUGGAAACAAGACAACACGCACCAAAACACGAGUCUACGAGGUACUGCUCGGCGACGGCGGCGGACAACAGUGAGCGGCUCAACGCGGGGUGAGGAGAGGGCGCCAGUGUCCUCCUGAGCCUCGGGUCCGGGCCCCGGGUGGGUGUACUAUAUGUAGUGCGGAACUUUUAUUUUUGUAAACAAUGACGUUUGUUUAGCCUCCUUCAAUUCACCUUAAUGGAAACCUUCUCUUGGAUCUGUGUUGAGUCAGAAAUAAAAUUAACUUUAGCGAGCCAAUUGUUAUCAUUGUUUAUUUUAUGAUUAUCAUUAUCAAUAUCAUUAUAAUUAUUAUACAAAAACAUGUUAAAAGUACACACACACACACACACACACACACACACACACACACACACACAGAUCAGUUCAUGCUACUUUUUGUUACUUAUUUAAGUAUUAAAACAACACCCCAAAAAGAAAGCAGCGUCGGGCGAGCAAUUGAAAAUAAAUUUGUAAACUCAUU